AUGGACGAACCCUCAAGACUAGCAGCGCCUUGGGCCCGAUUGCCUCCUGAGAUCAAAGCAAACAUCAUGGGACGUCUUGCACGGAUGGAUCUGAAGUCCUGCCGUCUACUUGAUAAGUGUACGAAUUUGGCGGCCACACGUGCGCUCUUUCGAACACUCUGUCUGUCACCCAGUCUGAACAGCGUCAAACGGCUGUCCAAAGUCGCAGCACGACCCAACCUCGCCAGUCAAGUGCAUACACUGCACAUCUACCGGCACUAUCUCAAGCUCGUGUCCUUCGAUGAAUGCAUCAGAACCGGCCAUUUGGCAGAACACCUACGGCGGUUACAUCCUCUUGACGCAGCUUCGCAUGCUCUCGAACUCUUGGAGGCAUACAAAGGCGAAGUAGAGGCCCAGCUGCAUUUCGCGGUUCAAGGCCCUCCUCUGCUCUCAGACUCGCUGAAGAAGUUCCCGCACCUCCAGUGCUUUGUCCACUGCGGCAUGACCAAUCCAACCGAGAACGGAGAUUAUCUCCUCGACGAAGACUCAGACUUGUUGAGAAGGACGGGUAUAAGGACGCUGGAGGGCAGAACACACUAUCUGAUGAUGCACUCAACCUUGCAGAAGUGUCGGGGUCUUAAACCUGUAUCCAUUGACCUGUCAUCCUUCUACUGGUGGGAGUUCUAUAACUGCAUGGAAAUCCCUCACGCAAAGGCGCUUUUCGAGAGAGUCAUCCAUUUCAAGCUGACGUUCGAAGUCAAGAGUUUCGAUCGAGGAUCAUGCCCUCUCAAGCCGACCAAUGCUCAUUGGAGGAAAGGAUUGACCAAAUACCUGGGGCAGCUCGCAGAAUAUCUGCCAGCAGCCGAACAUGUGUGGCUUGGUUUCGAUGAAUUGGUCGUAGGGCAGCAGAGAAGGCAAUCUGUGCGCAGCUAUGCAUUGACCAAGAUGACCAGCUUGCUGCUCCGUCCUCCAGCUCCCGAGAAUGCUUGGUCCAGGUUGAACAGCCUCACUCUGGAAAACAUUGCAGUCGAGGUGAAAGACUUAAGCAAUUUCAUUGCACGACACUCGGAGCUACUUAGGUCACUCACCAUCAUCAACAUCCACCUGCGCGAAACUGACAGAAUCAGUGGAGGAAUCUUGUCUUCAAUGAUGAAGCUGAUCUCGUUCCUCAACAGAGAAACUCGGCUGGAUCAUUUUGCCCUAAUCGGCACCUUUUUGGGUCCGGAUGGGGACACGCUGACCUGCUGUCCUAAGGGGAAGGGCAGUAUCCUGCACGACCUCAACGAAUACGUCUGUCACCGCGGCGAGUUCCCCUUCUGCAGCCCCAAGAUAUUUCUGCAAGAUGUCGACACGUACUGGCCUUCUGCGACGGUCGCGGGGAAUAAGGUCACUAUUCCUGGUCCACGCCAUUGCAGGGUCGAAAUAAUACUGGGGAGCGAUGAUUCGUGGCACAUCGAGGGGCCGGAGCGUCCUGCGCCACCGAUGUGGUUCUUUGGCCGUCAGCAGUGA
Fonsecaea erecta is the source of this 1488-nucleotide messenger RNA. RefSeq lists its product as hypothetical. The record is from RefSeq and is a predicted model, not a curated record. The transcript has a single exon. The coding region runs from base 1 to 1488 and encodes 495 amino acids. NCBI's taxonomy places the organism in Eukaryota, Fungi, Ascomycota, Eurotiomycetes, Chaetothyriales, Herpotrichiellaceae.